AUGGUUGCUUCUCUACAUUCUCGUCUUGCUUCUGUCGAAGCAUCCAUCGAGAGGGUUUCAGCCCUCAUACGCCGUCUGCAUUCCUUUGGUAGCGCGGAUAUCUACGACGAUGAUGAACGAAUCAAUCUGAGUACCGAAAUCCAUCAGGAUCUCGGGGAGAUAGAAGAAGGAAUAGAAGUUCUGCGCGUGGAGACUCAUCCUCUCGAUCGAAGACGACAUCAACGCCGUGAGAGCGUGCCAUUUGACGCGGACGCAGUCAAGAACGUGGCUCUCAUGGCGAAAAUAGAAGAAGAUUUAAAAAUGACUCGGUCGAAGUUCAGACGAGCUCAGAUAGAAGCCAAGCGGAGCUCGGAGAGGGCGAAGAAUAGACAAAGACAGCUCCUCUUUCAACCGUCAGCUGAGGGAGAGGACCUGCCUAAUAGGAGGACACCGAGAUUCACUCAUGGUGAUCUUGUUGCAAGUUCAUCCAAGGACGUUACCGCUGCAUUAAGGCAGACACAUAACCUCAUGCAGGCUGAGCUUUCCAGGAGCCAAUUUGCCCAGGAAGCUUUAGAACAAUCAAAUAAGGCCCUGAGCUCGCUCUCGGAAUCAUACACCAAUCUAGAUACCCUACUUGCAUCAUCCAAGUCUCUCGUGAGCUCACUUCUUCGCUCCCAAAAGUCAGAUACAUGGUAUCUUGAGACCGCAUUCUAUAUCCUAAUCGGAACUAUAUCGUGGCUUAUCUUUCGACGGCUGCUAUAUGGCCCACUCUGGUGGAUAAUCUGGCUCCCUCUCAAAAUUGUCGCCAGAAUCACAUUUGCUAUAUUUGGAGUAACUAGCGGUGUCUCAAUGGCCGGUCCCAAGUCCGUUGUACCAAACAAGCCUCUGGUAACAGCUAACAUGGGCCCGACCGCGACUAAUUCUCUUUGGAAUCCCGAUUCUACUAAGAAAGCUGAUGUUGCUGGUAUACCUGACGUGGCUGAGGACGUCGAAAGCUGGACCGCUGCAGAUCAGGCGGAGAAGGAGAGACGGGAGCCUACAACGAUACCAGGCGGCCCAAAGGUAUAUCCUAACCCUAAGAAGAGGAUGUGGGAGGGUCCUCAUGGGCAUGGGGAUGAACUCUAACGAUCUACCUUUAAAGCUCGCUGUGGCGGGCGAUCAUUUGCCCCUAAUGUCGUUAGUCAGGUGAACGAACGAAAUAACGACCUUACCUCCGAGACAAUUGAGUUAGCUCCAUUCUUCCAUACCAUUGCUCUCCUUUCCUCCGUACCGAACAAUUGCGAAAUCGGAUUUCAGCACAGAAGAGGCAAGAAGUACAUUCCAGCUGCAUCAUUUAUUUAAUUAACAAGGUUAUAUCCCUCCCCUUACCGCCCCCCUCCGCCCCAGCAUUGCAUAUUAUCAAUAUUAUUAUAUCUUGCUGGAUGAAGCUGCAUUGCAAGUCAAGUAUUUAGGGGGCGGUGCUGGGGAUUAAUGCUGUGCAUGGAAUAGGACGAGAAAGGGUCCCAACUCAACUCCCAUAGUCCUGUGACCUAUAUCAUCUCAUGGACUUGUACUAAUAUGACGAGUGCAAGGGUGGUUGGUACCUUUCCACGAAUAUCCUCGCCAAACAUCCAGCAUACAGUAAAUGCUUAUAACACUUGGAGGAAUCCCGGCAAUCUUUGUGCUUGGUCGAUACAAACUUCACCCUCCCCCACCCCCGAUAUGUUAAUGUUACGGAUGAAGAUGCACCCCGGUACCUAUUAUUCAAACAUCAACUCGAUACAGGCCUUGUUGUUAUCUAUAGACGAGGCCGAAUAUACACUAUCUAUACUGGGAAGCGAACUUCCGAAUCUAUUAGCCAACUAUCCGAUCGAGUCCUGGGAUAUGACAGCAUCUCAAAUUAUUAAUGCUCUCAAGGACGAGAUACAAGGCGGGAAUUUAGUUUCAAACGGCCAUCAGAAGAAAUACGAAAAAGUUGAAUAGCUCGAACCCGUCAACACUUGAGAGUGAUAUAAAACCAUCUGCGAUUAUUCUAUCAAAUACGAAGGAAGAUGUUUUCGUUUUCUUAAAGGCAUAUCUUCGUGAUUCGGGGUGAAGUAUAAUUUUCCAUAUGCGGAGGAGGACCACAGCUCACCCCUAGCUGUCCUAAUAUUCCAGAUGGCUUCAACCUUGUUUAAUUCUUGACUGGGUUAAUCUCAACUCAGAGCAUGAGAUUUUUUUGUUUUCUAGUGAACACUAGGCGUCGGUGUAUUAGAAUCUGAAAAGAGAGGAACCGGUAGUGACUGGUAUUGGGUUUGGUAACAAAAGGGGAAUUGGAAGGCUGGCUCUGCAUGGUAUUUUUUUUUUUUUUUUUUUG
Trichophyton rubrum CBS 118892 is the source of this 2314-nucleotide messenger RNA. RefSeq lists its product as uncharacterized. The record is from RefSeq and is a predicted model, not a curated record. Gene Ontology annotation, cellular component: SNARE complex; endoplasmic reticulum. Bases 1 to 1104 code for a protein of 367 amino acids. The transcript is spliced from 3 exons. Gene Ontology annotation, molecular function: SNAP receptor activity. NCBI's taxonomy places the organism in Eukaryota, Fungi, Ascomycota, Eurotiomycetes, Onygenales, Arthrodermataceae. Gene Ontology annotation, biological process: retrograde vesicle-mediated transport, Golgi to endoplasmic reticulum.